Messenger RNA from Culicoides brevitarsis, 3239 nucleotides. Its product is annotated as transforming growth factor-beta-induced protein ig-h3. NCBI's taxonomy places the organism in Eukaryota, Metazoa, Arthropoda, Insecta, Diptera, Ceratopogonidae. Gene Ontology annotation, biological process: extracellular matrix organization; cell adhesion. The coding region runs from base 355 to 2982 and encodes 875 amino acids. Gene Ontology annotation, cellular component: extracellular matrix. The transcript is spliced from 9 exons. The record is from RefSeq and is a predicted model, not a curated record. Gene Ontology annotation, molecular function: cell adhesion molecule binding.
UUAAAUCAAAACGAGAGUAAAAUAAAACAAAAAAAAACUAAAGAAAUUUCAAGAAGAGUGAUAAUAAAUAAAAAUUGACUAACUGACAAAACAAAAGAAAACUGGUGAAAUUUUUAUUCAAUAAAAAAAACUAAAGAAACUUCAACCAAAUUAUAUCAAUUCAUCUGAAACAGAAAAGAAAUUCAAUACAAAAAGAGAUAAAUCAAAAAAGUGACGAACAUUGUGGUGAUCCACUUUUUAAAUUAAAUUCAAAAAAAUAAUCAUAUACUUUCUUUUGACCUACCUUAACAUUGUUGAAUUGAAACAUCUAGAAAUUUAUUUUCUGACAAAGUAAAAAAACUAAAAUUACACAAAAUGAGGGUUCAUCCUUCAGUGAUAUUACUUGUGGCCGUUUUGGCAGUUCAUGGCUCUUAUGCCUUCAAUCCAUUCGAUGCAAGUUCAAGUUUCGCGAGCUUUGGACCGCUUCGUUUGCACCACCAAAAUCUGUUCAAGUUCACCGAUAGUUCCGAUAGUAGUGAAGAUGAUGACUCACAAUGGCCCUUUGGCCCAUCUAGUAUUCAUUCCAGAGAAAAAAGUGACUCCGUUGAGGAACGCGAGAUCUUGGGACGCGACACGGAACCAUUAGAUUUGGACUAUGUUAAGGGACCGAUCUCCAUAAAUCCCGACGAUCCAGGUUUGGGAUUGUCAAAAGUUCCAGAAACUUCGUCGGCAUCGCAUGAAGAGCAAUUCCCGGUACAAAGCUUCAAUCAGCAUUUUGGAAAUAUUUUCGGAAAUGGAUUUUUAGCUGCCUUCCCUGGAUUGGGCUUCUUCGACUUCCCACGCUACGAACCUUGGUGGAAAGGACCAAACGUUUGCAAGACUCGUGAAGAAGACAUCGAAGCCGAGGACGAAAAAGAUGGCGAAGCGAAGGAAACGAUUUCCGACAAGGAAGACAGCUUAAUUCAAGCAUUCCAUCUGAACGUCGAGACGUGCGCCGAGAAAUCCAACAAGUACCAAUGCACAAAGAUUACAAAUCAAGCCGGCAAGAAGCGAACGUACAAGAUCACCUACAAAUGCUGUGCUGGAUAUGCGCGUCGUCGUUCUGCCGAGAAUCCCAAUGGAAAUUGUGUCAAGUUGGAUUUGGCACCGAUUGAGAAUACAAUUGAGAAAUUGGGUGGCAAGGAGUUUAUGAAGAGUGCCAAAAAGGGAUCAGUUGAGAGUGAAAUGGAUGAUAUGACGGUGUUUGCUCCAGUUGAUGAGUCUUUUACUGAUUUUGCGGAGAAAAUGUUUGAAAAUAACUUGGUUGUCGUUCCUCUGAACAAACGCGAACGUCGCGACACAUCUUCAGACGAAAAUGGCGUCAACACACGUGAUCUCGUGCAUGCCCACAUGGUCAAAGGCAUCAUUGACAUCGAAGAAAUCGAAAAUGAGCAAGUUUUGGUGUCGGAAUACAACAACAGCACCAUUCGUUUGAACAUUUUCCCUCGUCCGCCAGGUGAUCGCGAACAAGAAUUCCCCUACCAAUACACGGCAAACUGCGUUCCAAUUGUAAAACCGAACCAACUUGCCAGCAACGGAAUGGUUCACAUGAUCAAAGGAGUGUUGAUGCCGCCAGAGAAGACUGUCAUGGAUAUGUUAAGGGAACGCCCGGACAUGGCGGUGUUUGUAACUGUCUUGGAACGCACGAAACUCGAUGAAAUGUUGAUGGAUCCAUCGCGACACGUGACAGUUUUUGCACCAACAGACAGCGCUUUUGAGAAAUUGGAUCCGCAAUUGAGGAAAAAAUUGAAGGAGGGACGUGGAUGUGCUUCAAAUAUUCUCAAAAACCACAUUCUCGACUUAACCUUCUGCUCUUCCGCUGUCGCUGACGACGCCAAAACUUCCGCCUACAACCUCUUGAGUGAACGCAUCGAGCUCGAAUACACCGACGAAGCCCCCGACACCACCGAAAACGAAAUUGCCGACAUGACGAACAAGCGUUUCAUCAUCAUCAACAAAAAAGCUCGCAUGACCGAAACCGAUUUGAUGGCCACGAACGGCGUCAUUCACAUCAUCGACAGCAUGUUGCCAACGGAAUCCGCCCAAACGAUUUCCAGCGUCCUCGAGAACAACAAUUCGACAAUUAUGAUGAAAUUAUUGGAACAGGGCAACUUGCGGGACUACGUUGACGAUUCCAUGAACACGACAUUCUUCGCGCCAACGGACAAAGCCUUCGAGCAAUCCGAAACCGGAAAAUAUUGGUUGAAAAAAUUGGAGGAAAACCCGUCAGAGCUGAAAAAUAAUUUGGAAUUGAAGAAUUUCGUGGAUUAUCACAUCAUGCAACCGAUGGUAAAAACGUGCGAUUUGGUCGAUGGCAUUGCAAAAACACGUUCCGACAGAGAAGUUCGCGUUAAUUUGUAUUCGACGAACUUCCCCUUCAUGAAUAUCAUGAACCGUGCCACUGUUAAUUGCGCCCGUUUGGUCCACUUUGAUGAAGAUAGCUGCGGAUCCGUCGUACACCAAGUCGAUAAAGUGCUUGAAGUACCAAAGAAUAAUUUACUUCAACAAUUGGAAGCCACUGAGAAAUACAGCACCUUCUUACGCUUGGUAAAGGAAGCCAACUUGACCUCACUUCUCGAAGAUCACACAAAGAGCUACACCCUCCUCGUGCCCAAAGACGAACACUUCAAAGAAGUCGAAGAAUUCUUGUCCGAAAUCGAGUCCAAGGAAGAUCAAAAGGAAUUCCUCAUCAAAUCUCACAUCAUUCCCGAGGUCAUGUGCUGCGCCGGCAUCACGCAAUCCCAAUGGCCCUUCGUUCGAAGCAUUCCCGCCCUCAGUCAGGCCCAUCUCCGUCUCGAUCGUGAUCGUCGUCCCAAAAUCCAGAACGCUGGCAUCACAAAAUGCGACAUUAUCGCGACAAAUGGCAUCAUUCACGAGAUUAACGACUUGAUUGCGGUCCAAAAGCAACGUCCUCAGCAACCGCAACACGAUCAAAACCCGUUCCGGCAUGAUUUCUUCUUCUAAAGACGUUACAUGAGUGGAAAGACGACAAAUUUACGACUGAUCUGAUAACUAUGGAAGAAACAUUUUUUUUUGUUAAAAUAGUAGUUUACGUCUAAGUUUAACCCUAAAUAAUAAUUUUAUUGUAUUUUAUUUGUAUAAUGAACGUGAUUUUAUAUUAUUAUAUGUACUGCGUUUUGUUCAGUAGUGGCACACAAAUUUAUUUGUCAUGCGAAUAAAUGCUCUUUAGGCGAUUAAAUUUGCUUUUUUUUCAAUUUUUU